UGCGCGUGCGCAACUGCGCAGUGAACACUGAAUACUUGAAUAGAGCUCGCCUCACUAAUCAGUAUUGCUUUUUACCGGCAGCUAACAAACUGUUAGUUUUGUUGUUUGUCUAUGUUUGUGAUAGUUCUGUGCUCAAUCGGGGAUAACAUUGUUCGGUAAAAUGAAAAUGCCCUGGGAUUCGUGUUUCAGCCUUCGCACAAAAUGUUUUGUUAUUGGCUAUUUAAAUUUGUUUGUGAGCAUCAUAGAUAUCGGGGCACACCUCUUCAUCGUGUCUUCAGUCACUAAAGGCUUUGAAUGUGAUGUUGACAAAGAAAGUCUUAACUCGAUAGACGUCCCGUGGUUGGAGCCGUUUCUACUUAUCAUUAACGUGGGCACGCAUGGACUCUACCCCUUCCCGUUCAUUAUGCGUAUCUACAAAAGUGAUUUCAUGAUUCCAGCGAAGCCGAGAUGCUAUCCUGGAAUGGUCCACAUCAAUAGAAUAGAUGUUCUCAACUUUUUAAUUAAUUUCAUUUGGUUGAAGUUCGUGACAUCUUACGUAGCUUCUGUACAUAAGCGAGAUCCCGAACGCAUGCGCACUUUCUUUGGCCUAUCCUUGGUCAAGCUAAUAUUCGAAAUCCUUUAUCUCGCGUACCAACCAGACCUAUACAGUAUAUUCACUACUGAGAGCUAUUGGUUCCUUAAAUUCAUGGAUAUUUGCAUCGGGGCUCUGUUUUUGAUUGUAAUAAAUAAAUACAUUGCACAAUUACGUAUCGAGAACGCCCAAAGGACAAAGGACCAGCCACCAUCAUAUAUCGAAUGUUUAAUCAAUGGCCCCAUGACUCGUGUUGAUGAAAAAAAAGAUCUAACCUUAACCAUUGAAGAGAAAAAAAAUGAUGAAUCCGUUCCAAAAGGAGAGAGUUCUUAAAUUUUUGGUAUUUCACUCGACCUUAGUUACUAAGAGAAGCUUGACUUUUUUGAUUACUGAAAAAUUGUAUUUGCAAGUAUUUCUAUUAAAUGUAAUUCUAAUAUAAAUCAUUUAUUAUUUCCACAACAAAAGCUCGAUUUACCAGAAUUAAGAAACAUGUAAUGGCGUAUUUAAUUUACUUAAUAUAGAUACAUAAUUUUAUAAA
Molecule: messenger RNA, 1109 nt
Organism: Danaus plexippus (monarch butterfly)
Lineage: Eukaryota; Metazoa; Arthropoda; Insecta; Lepidoptera; Nymphalidae
Exons: 6
Coding region: 161-904 (247 amino acids)
Source: RefSeq, a predicted model, not a curated record